UGUCCGGAUUGUGGGAGCAGUUUGCUCUCUUCCCAACGCCACGCAGCUGCAGCCAUCAAUGCACUCCUUCUUCAAGCUCGAGCCCACAUCACAGCCUAUGAGGUUGGUACUCUGAUUUGUGAGGACCCCGCGUGUGCCCUGGCCACUCGGACAAUCUCUUGUCCCCCAUCGACGGUUGCCGGUGGCCCCUCAGAUGGCUCCUGGGUGUCCACGGGCGCGCAACUUCAGCAGCACCAACCCCUCUGUCCACUUUGUGGUGCUGGACAUAGUGUGAUGAGACCACGACACUCUGAGAUUCAGCUCUACAGACAAUUGCUCUUUUAUAGGCAUCUGCUUCUACCACCCUGCGACGGAGAUAUGAAAAUUGAUAGGAAAUCGAGCGAUUCGGAGGCUCCUUCGAAUCUGCUGCCGAUAGUUCGUGACACUCUGGAAUCAGGCCUACGUCAUAUUCGGCGUUACUUGGAUCAGUCAGCCUUUGCGAUGGUAGAUCUGGGUCAAAUCUUUGCUGGCUUGAGAGUUCUUCCUUCUCCUCCUCCUCAUAAUUCACAGGGAAUUGGAAGUACUUCAACUGUGAAUGCGACAUCAGUGACAAUUUGA
Molecule: messenger RNA, 597 nt
Organism: Rodentolepis nana
Lineage: Eukaryota; Metazoa; Platyhelminthes; Cestoda; Cyclophyllidea; Hymenolepididae
Source: the annotation of a GenBank genome assembly